Messenger RNA from Diprion similis, 3439 nucleotides. RefSeq names its product probable helicase with zinc finger domain (gene Helz). The coding region runs from base 183 to 2963 and encodes 926 amino acids. The transcript is spliced from 4 exons. Gene Ontology annotation, molecular function: helicase activity. The record is from RefSeq and is a predicted model, not a curated record. Lineage: Eukaryota; Metazoa; Arthropoda; Insecta; Hymenoptera; Diprionidae. Gene Ontology annotation, biological process: regulatory ncRNA-mediated post-transcriptional gene silencing. Gene Ontology annotation, cellular component: cytosol; P granule.
GUCAGCCGGAUAACAUGUAUUAUUGUUUACGUAUAAAUAAAACGGUACAUUACGGCAAUAUAUCGGUUAAAAGAAUGAAAUAAAAAGGCGAUAUCGCGGACAGGUUUAACUCUAUAAUAAAUAGUCUAAUAGAUUAUUGAUGUAGGCUAGCUGUUGAGACCCAAACGGCCGAAACACACGCGAUGAUUUGUUCACCGAGUAAGUGCGACGAGGUUAUGUUCGUCCAGAAUAUAUUGCCAAACUUUUCGAAGCUCGUGGAGACGCGAUGGUUCACCUCGGACAAUCCGGAGUCUGUGAUGUCCGACGCGGUCGAAAACGUCGUCGUUUUCGUCGACGGUAAUCUGAACCUAAGAUUUUGCUCCAAAUGCACCCAUCAUGUCUGGACGUUUGAGGUACUGACGAUAGGCAAGUCUCUGGAGAACGUUUCGCUGAUGCUCGACAACCAUCGAGAGCACUUUACCAUUCUAUCGGUGAAAAGCGCCAGUGGUAACAGCGGUUUAUGCAACGGGCAAGAGUGGUUUAAGGCCUCAGCCGCGCUCCCCGGCUUGGAUCUCAACUACUCGAGCACCAACCGCUACAAAAUAACCAUCGGAUUUAAGACAGACCGUUACGGCACGUACAGACAGACCGUUAUAUUCGGAUUCGGUGGCUAUCCGGUUCUGGCUAAGCAGGUUUCGGUCGAUUGCAUUCCCAUCGCCGACGUACCGCGCAUCGAGGAAGCCAGGAGAAUAAUUCUUAGCCAGAACGUGCGCAAGUGGACUAAAAGCAACUCCCUGAUAGUCGCCUUUGAAUCACCCUUUGUCCCAGCCAAAGACAUCAAGGAAGUAAAUCUGACCAAGGCCUAUCCCUUUCCGGACGAAACUAACUUCUAUCUCACCCACGACACACUCACCGAAGAAUCUCUCACUCCUACAAACUAUCGUGGACGCAUGCACGAACUUGUCUCCAUUGAAGAACUGGCCAGACACGAACAAGUCGCCAGGUACAACAUUGUUACCCAGCUAAGACUCUGCCAGUAUUACAUCGUCGCCCCUGACGCCGACUGCGCCACUACUGCUAAAUAUGCUCCAUCGGGUGAACUCUUUGCUCAGCUGCCGCUUGGCCGAGAGAUAUCCGAGGAUUCGAAAAGCGGCCGAUUGUUGCUUAGGGGUUGCAAUAGAGUGUUAUUCAAGCCAGUUGAUUGGGAGAGAAGUGACAACCAGCCGCAAAUAGUCUUUGAAGCGCACAUCGAAGACAAAUGCAAUCGAAUAAUUUACUUGAGGUUGUCAAAGCAUUGCAUAGAAACGCUUCAGCUUCAGCCAGACACGGAUGUUACGGUUCAAGUACAAUUCCAGCUAAAUCGAUUGCCGUAUUGCGAGUGGCAUAGAUCCAUAGAUCGUGUUAUCGAUACCAGCCUGAUUUUCCCAACCGUAUCGGAGGACACCGUCAUACCCUGGGACUCGAAAGAGUACUGGAGCGCUCAGUUUGACCAGAAAUUAAACGUCAAACAGAAGCAAGCCGUCAUGGCUAUGAUUGCCCCCAUUAACAUCAUCCUACCGCCGAUUCUGCUUGUCGGACCCUUUGGAACUGGUAAAACUUACACACUAGCCCAAGGAAUACGCAUGAUUUUGAAUAAGGGCCCUGAACACAAGGUAUUGCUUUGCACGCACAGCAACAGUGCCGCGGAUUUAUAUGUUAAGGACUUCUUUGACGCAUGGUACAAAGAAACAAUGGACAUCCGGAUGAAACCUCUUCGAAUCUAUUACAAAGGACGAUUUAGAAACACGGUACACCCAGUAGUCCAGGAAUAUUGUCUGAUGGAUGAAAAUGGCCGGUUUCGAGAGCCCACAAAGGACGAUGUUCUUAGAUGCGGUUUGAUUAUCGCUACGCUUGCAACGUCUAGCUGUCUGGCAAGUCUGGAUUGCGGUCUGACACACAUAAUAGUGGAUGAGGCUGCGCAAGCUAUGGAAUGCGAGGCAUUGACUGCCCUGACGCUGGCUAGAAGUACAACUCGUUUGAUAUUAGCUGGGGACCAAAUGCAAUUGGCGCCUGAGUUGUACAGCGAUCUUGCCAAUGAACGAGGACUGGGACUUAGUCUGCUAGAGAGGAUUUGCAAUCUUUAUCCUCCGAUCUUCCCCUGCAAAAUUUUACUAUGUCAAAACUACAGGGCUCACUCUACAAUCAUCGGACUAACUUCUGAGCUUUUCUAUUCUGGCCAGGUUGUUGGCUGUGGGAAACACUUGGCACACCCGAUUUUCAAUCCUUUAACAUUCUUCAGUGUUCAAGGCCAAGAUAUUCAGGGAAUGCAUUCGACUGGAUUUUACAACGAUGCGGAGGCGUUUGAGGUGACGGAUCGAAUAGCAGAAUUGAAGAGUUGUUGGCCGACGGAGCAGUGGGGACCUUACGGAGAAGGGGCAAUAGGGGUUGUAGCGCAUUACGCAGAGCAAGUGUCAAGGAUCCGUAUGGAGUUGCGUAAACGUAAGCUAUUUGAUAUUUCGGUGGAACGAGUUAUGAAUGUACAGGGAAAACAGUUUCGAGCUGUAUUUAUAAGCACAGUUAGGACGCGCAAUAGUUGUCAGUAUUCAACCGAUGUGAAUAUUAGAGACUUCGGUUUUUUGAGUAAUCCGAGACUCCUGAAUACUUCUAUCACUCGGGCGAAGUGUCUCGUAGCCAUAAUAGGAGAUCCCGUGGCACUGCUGACCAUAGGAUCUUGCCAAAGAGUUUGGGAAAAGUUUUUCUCCGCAGCAACAUUGUACGGCAUUGAUUAUGUCACUCUUAGAAGGUACGUUGACAAUUUACCGCAAACACCGCAAUCUGCACCUUUGAAUCCUUUAGCUAAAGAAUUUAUACCAAGGAGUCCGCAGCCUCGUUAUCAAGUAGAGUAUGUACCUAUACCGGUACCAUAUCCAGUGAUUUAUUGUAAUUCAAAUAACACGCAACCGACGACUAAGAAAAAUUCGUCGUUAGACCUAAUACAAAAAUAGAUGACAAAUGAAAUAUAAUGAAGUGAAUAACAAUAAAAUAAAAAUAUAUAUUAUAAACCGUAGUUGCACUUGUCAAUUGAACGUCGAUUGUGCAAGUUUUUCAAUGUUUGACAUUUUCGGUUGAUUUUUUUUUUUCGUUGAUGUCUCUUUUUCAUCCCAAGUCACUGUCGACGUUAACGUAUUGUAACGUGAUAGCAAACAUGCGAUUCGAACGUUUUUUUUUUUUGUUUUUUUUUUUAUUCUACCAAUUUCUUUUCCUUACCUUUUCUUUUCUAUUCUCCGUUUGCUAUAUAAUUCAGCCCACAAUGCCAAUACUCAAUCAAUUCUUGAGUUAAGGAAACAGAAGAUCGAUUGGAUUUGGAAUGAUUUUUAAUUUCCUGUACAUAUGUAUAAAUUAUAUUUCAAAAAAUACAAAAUUUAUACUUUUUCUAUAUACAACAGAAAAACAAAAAAAAGGAAAUCAGAAAAUCUGACUU